Molecule: messenger RNA, 679 nt
Organism: Medicago truncatula (barrel medic)
Lineage: Eukaryota; Viridiplantae; Streptophyta; Magnoliopsida; Fabales; Fabaceae
Exons: 3
Coding region: 106-348 (80 amino acids)
Source: RefSeq, a predicted model, not a curated record
UUACAAUUCUACAGAGGUUAGUGGUUGCGUUAGACAUUUCAGAGAGUUGAGUUGCGUCGUUGAAUUCUGAAAUCGAAGGUUUGUUUUGUUUGCUUUGUUUGAACGAUGGGUGGUGCAGCUCACGCUUUGAAGAGAAUCCCUCGCAUCAAGUUCCCCAAUAGACACCAAAAACCAUCUGGUUCUACCUCCGAGGCUCAAGCUUUGUCUUCGAAAAGCGAUGGCAGUUUAUCAUUCUUUUCAAGUUCAAAUGCAUCAACAACAUUAGGAGGAAAGGCCUCUCUUCAACCCAAAAGAACUCCAGUGACUAAUGAGGAGAUUGAUGCAGUUUUGUUGGGUGGCUGCUUCUAAUCGACUGUCCUCAAAACAAACUGUAUGAACAUUUUUUCUGUGGCUCUGAUUAAUCAAAGUUCACCGACGACGGUUCCUUUUUCUUUUUGUUGCUCGAGUGUUAUGUCUAAACACUUUAUUGAUUCAAUGUGUCAAUAAUGCAAUCCGAUCAGGAUUGAAAUUGAAAACUACACUAUGUUAUUAUCUCUCUUGCUAACCAAUUUACCUAGACAGAAGGUGCUUUAAUCUCUUGUGAUAUCUCUAUUCUCAACAAACUCUACAAAACAAUUUUUAGCUAUAUAGUGAUCCCAAAAACAAAAUGUAUCAAUUUGGAUUAAGGUAUCUAUCUCAA